Molecule: messenger RNA, 981 nt
Organism: Colletotrichum karsti
Lineage: Eukaryota; Fungi; Ascomycota; Sordariomycetes; Glomerellales; Glomerellaceae
Product: clock-controlled pheromone ccg-4 precursor
Exons: 1
Coding region: 1-981 (326 amino acids)
Source: RefSeq, a predicted model, not a curated record
AUGAAGUUCUUCGCCACCCUCCUCCUGGCGGCCGUCACCGUCCACGCGCUCGCCGUCCCCCAGCCCACCGAGAAGCGUGAGGCAACACCGGUGCUGGCCGCGAGGGAACCCUGGUGCACCAAGCCCGGCCAGCCAUGCUGGAAACGCGAAGCCGCCCCCGCCGUCCUCGACAAGCCGACCCCGGUUCUCGCCGCUCGGGAGCCGUGGUGCACGAAGCCCGGUCAACCGUGCUGGAAGCGCGAAGUCGACCCCGACGCAGAGGUCGACACCUUCCCCGUACCAGCCGCCGCUGCCAUCGACGAGCCCUCCCCGGUCCUGGCUGCUCGUAAGCCCUGGUGCACCAAACCGGGCCAGCCUUGCUGGAAGCGAGAGGUUCGCCGCGUGGCCGUUCCCGAGCCCGCCGUUGUAGAGAAGCCUACUCCUGUCCUGGCCGCCCGUGAGCCGUGGUGCACGAAGCCUGGUCAGCCCUGCUGGAAGCGCGAAGUCGAGCCCGUUGAAGUCGUCCCUGAAUCCGAGGUCGACGAAUCUGAUUCCGAGCUCGACACUUUCCCCGUCCCUGCCGCCGCUUCCGUCGAGAAGCCGACCCCCGUCCUGGCCGCCCGCGAGCCCUGGUGCACGAAGCCCGGACAGCCCUGCUGGAAGCGCGAUGCCGAGCUCGCCGAGGUUGACUCCUUCGAAGUUGUUCCUGAUUCCGAGGUCGACGACUCCGACUUCGACAUCGAAUCCAUCCCUGUUCCCGCUCCCGCCGCCGCCGAGAAGCCGACACCUGUCCUGGCUGCCCGCGAACCCUGGUGCACGAAGCCCGGACAGCCCUGCUGGAAACGCGAAGUCGCACCCGAGACUGACUUCAUCCCCAUGCCCGCCGCCGUCGUUGCCGAGAAGCCUUCGCCCGUCGUAGCUGCUCGUGCGCCGUGGUGCACCAAGCCCGGCCAGCCCUGCUGGAAACGCGAGGCCCUCCCCCAGGCCGCGGAGGCUGCUUAG